Messenger RNA from Cariama cristata (Red-legged seriema), 5154 nucleotides. RefSeq names its product voltage-dependent R-type calcium channel subunit alpha-1E-like. Gene Ontology annotation, molecular function: calcium ion binding; high voltage-gated calcium channel activity. Gene Ontology annotation, biological process: calcium ion import across plasma membrane; chemical synaptic transmission. The record is from RefSeq and is a predicted model, not a curated record. Gene Ontology annotation, cellular component: neuronal cell body; membrane; voltage-gated calcium channel complex. NCBI's taxonomy places the organism in Eukaryota, Metazoa, Chordata, Aves, Cariamiformes, Cariamidae.
ACCAAUGAUGCCUUAGGAGCCACCUGGAACUGGCUGUACUUCAUCCCCCUCAUCAUCAUCGGAUCCUUCUUUGUCCUCAACCUUGUCCUGGGAGUGCUGUCAGGGGAGUUUGCCAAAGAGCGUGAGCGAGUGGAGAACCGCCGAGCCUUCAUGAAGCUGAGGCGUCAGCAGCAGAUCGAGCGGGAGCUCAACGGUUACCGGGCCUGGAUAGAUAAAGCAGAGGAAGUCAUGCUGGCUGAAGAGAACAAAAACGCUGGGACCUCAGCCUUAGAAGUGCUCAGGCGAGCCACCAUCAAAAGGAACCGGACGGACGCCAUGAACCGUGACUCGAGUGACGAGCAUUGUGUCGAUAUCGCCUCUGUGGGUAACCCCUUGAGUCACUCUGGCCUCAAAGGUGCCAGAGUAGACGGUGCCUCCUACUUACGGCACAAGGAGCGACUCCUGCGCAUCUCCGUUCGCCACAUGGUGAAAUCCCAGGUCUUCUACUGGAUCGUCUUGAGCCUGGUGGCUCUCAACACUGCCUGCGUGGCCAUCGUCCAUCACAACCAGCCAGCCUGGCUCACCCACUUCCUCUACUAUGCAGAGUUCCUGUUUCUUGGGCUCUUCCUUCUGGAGAUGUCGUUAAAGAUGUACGGGAUGGGGCCGCGCCUUUACUUCCAUUCUUCCUUCAACUGCUUCGACUGUGGGGUCACAGUGGGAAGCAUCUUCGAAGUGGUUUGGGCUAUCUUCAGGCCAGGAACCUCUUUUGGGAUCAGUGUCCUACGAGCCCUUCGUCUCCUGCGAAUAUUUAAAAUAACCAAGUACUGGGCAUCCCUGAGGAAUUUAGUGGUCUCACUGAUGAGCUCCAUGAAAUCUAUUAUCAGCCUGCUCUUCCUCCUCUUCCUCUUCAUUGUAGUCUUUGCCCUGCUGGGAAUGCAGCUGUUUGGAGGCAGGUUUAACUUCAUCGAUGGGACGCCAUCGGCCAACUUCGACACUUUCCCCGCAGCCAUCAUGACGGUGUUCCAGAUCCUGACGGGUGAGGACUGGAACGAGGUGAUGUACAACGGCAUCCGCUCCCAGGGAGGCGUUCGCUCAGGCAUGUGGUCCUCCAUCUAUUUCAUCGUCCUCACCUUGUUUGGAAACUAUACUCUGCUGAACGUGUUCUUGGCCAUUGCGGUGGACAACCUGGCCAACGCUCAGGAGCUCACCAAGGAUGAGCAGGAGGAAGAGGAGGCCUUUAACCAGAAGCACGCCCUUCAGAAAGCCAAAGAAGUCAGCCCCAUGUCUGCCCCAAACAUGCCUGCUAUCGAAAGAGACAGGCGGAGGAGACACCACAUGUCGAUGUGGGAGCCACGCAGCAGCCACCUGCGGGAGCGUCGGCGUCGGCACCACAUGUCGGUGUGGGAGCAGCGCACCAGCCAGCUGCGCCGGCACAUGCAGAUGUCCAGCCAGGAGGGCAUCAACAAGGAUGAGCCGCCCCUCAUCAACCCCCACGCCAGCAUCUUCCGCAGGAAAAAAACGGGGGACGGCGUCACCCUGGAGAAAUGUGCCGAGGAGCAGGGUGGCAAGGGCGAGCGGCCGCUGGCUGAGGGGCCCAAGCAGAUGAGGCAGAGCCAACGGCGCAGCCGGCACCGCAGAGCCCGGAUGGAGGGGAAGGAGCCGGCCGGCACCCUGGGAAGCCGCUCAGCCAGCCAGGAGAUGGGCCUGGAGGAGGCCAGCCCCACGGAGGGGGCGCAGGAUGGGGACCGGUGUGCGGACGUGGCCGCAGCAGAGGCACUGAUUCAGGGGGAGCCGGAGGAGAGGGAAGACGGACAGCCUGAUGGAGCAGGACUGCAGCAUAGUGAGCAAGCGCUGCUGGAGGCCAGCCGUACGGUCAGCCGGAGCGAGCCCGACCUCUCCUCCAUCACCCCCAACACCGAGAAGGCCACGGAGAGCACCACCAUCAUGAUCGAUGUCCACGACUCCGCUGUGGUACAGAUUAGCAACAAGACAGACGGCGAAGCCAGCCCCUUAAAGGAGGCUGAGACCAAAGAGGAUGAAGAGGAGAUGGAGAAGAAGAAGCGGAAGAAGGAGAAAAGUGAGACGGGCAAAGCGAUGGUGCCGCACAGCUCCAUGUUCAUCUUCAGCACCACCAACCCGGUGCGAAGGGCUUGCCACUACAUCGUGAACCUGCGCUACUUCGAGAUGUGCAUCCUCCUGGUGAUCGCCGCCAGCAGCAUCGCCCUCGCGGCGGAGGAUCCCGUCCUCACCAACUCCGACCGUAACAAAGUCCUGAGGUAUUUUGAUUAUGUCUUCACCGGCGUCUUCACCUUCGAGAUGGUUAUCAAGAUGAUUGAUCAGGGCUUGAUUCUGCAAGACGGCUCCUACUUCCGAGACCUCUGGAACAUCUUGGAUUUCAUCGUGGUGGUGGGAGCACUGGUGGCUUUUGCCUUGGCGAAUGCUUUGGGGACCAACAAAGGCCGGGAUAUCAAGACCAUCAAGUCUCUCCGUGUGCUACGGGUCUUGAGGCCCCUGAAAACCAUCAAGCGACUGCCCAAGUUGAAGGCCGUCUUCGACUGUGUUGUGACUUCCCUCAAGAACGUCUUCAACAUCCUCAUUGUCUACAAGCUCUUCAUGUUCAUCUUUGCUGUCAUUGCCGUCCAGCUCUUCAAGGGGAAGUUUUUCUACUGCACUGACAGCUCGAAGGACACGGAGAAGGACUGCAUAGGCAACUAUGUGGACCAUGAGAAGAACAAGAUGGAGGUGAAGUGCCGGGAAUGGAAACGCCAUGAAUUUCACUACGACAAUAUCAUCUGGGCUUUGCUCACCCUGUUCACAGUCUCCACUGGCGAGGGGUGGCCCCAGGUGCUGCAGCAUUCGGUGGAUGUGACGGAGGAGGACCGUGGGCCCAGCCGCAGCAAUCGCAUGGAGAUGUCCAUUUUUUAUGUCGUCUAUUUUGUGGUCUUCCCUUUCUUCUUCGUCAACAUUUUCGUGGCUCUCAUCAUCAUUACCUUCCAAGAGCAAGGAGACAAAAUGAUGGAGGAGUGCAGUCUGGAGAAGAACGAGAGGGCCUGUAUUGAUUUUGCCAUCAGCGCCAAGCCCCUCACGCGGUACAUGCCCCAGAACCGGCACACCUUCCAGUACCGCGUCUGGCACUUUGUGGUCUCCCCAUCCUUUGAGUACACCAUCAUGGCCAUGAUAGCGUUGAACACCGUGGUGCUGAUGAUGAAGUACUACUCUGCUCCAUACACCUAUGAGCUGGCCCUGAAGUACCUGAACAUUGCGUUCACCAUGGUGUUCUCCUUGGAGUGUGUCCUCAAGAUCAUCGCUUUCGGCUUCCUGAAUUAUUUCCGGGACACCUGGAACAUCUUUGACUUCAUCACCGUCAUCGGCAGCAUUACGGAGAUCAUUCUGACGGACACCAAGCUGGUCAACACCAGCAGCUUCAACAUGAGCUUCCUGAAGCUUUUCCGGGCUGCUCGGCUCAUCAAGCUGUUGCGCCAGGGUUACACCAUCCGCAUCCUGCUCUGGACUUUUGUGCAGUCCUUCAAGGCCCUUCCCUACGUCUGCCUCUUGAUCGCCAUGCUUUUCUUCAUCUACGCGAUCAUUGGGAUGCAGGUUUUUGGCAAUAUCAAACUAGAUGAGGAAAGCCACAUUAACCGGCACAACAACUUCCGCAGCUUCCUGGGCUCCCUCAUGCUCCUUUUCAGGAGUGCCACGGGAGAGGCAUGGCAGGAGAUCAUGCUGUCCUGCCUGGAGGCAAUCAAAGGCUGCGAACCGGACACGACAGCGACGUCCGGGCAGAAUGAGAAUGAGCGUUGCGGCACUGACCUGGCCUACGUUUACUUCGUCUCCUUCAUCUUCUUCUGCUCUUUCCUGAUGCUCAACCUAUUCGUGGCAGUCAUCAUGGACAAUUUUGAAUACCUGACUCGGGAUUCCUCCAUCCUGGGACCUCACCAUCUAGAUGAGUUUGUCCGGAUCUGGGCAGAGUAUGACAGAGCAGCGUGUGGCCGAAUCCAUUACACUGAGAUGUAUGAAAUGCUGACUCUUAUGUCACCACCGCUAGGCCUCGGCAAGAGAUGUCCUUCCAAAGUGGCCUAUAAGAGACUGGUGCUGAUGAACAUGCCCGUGGCCGAGGACAUGACAGUCCAUUUUACCUCCACCUUGAUGGCGCUGAUACGCACGGCCUUGGACAUCAAAAUUGCCAAAGGUGGUGCAGAUUGGCAGCAGUUAGACUCCGAGCUUCAAAAGGAGAUCCUGACCAUUUGGCCUCACCUGUCCCAGAAGAUGCUUGACCUGUUGGUACCCAUGCCAAAAACUUCUGACCUGACUGUUGGCAAAAUAUAUGCAGCCAUGAUGAUCAUGGAUUACUACAAGCAGAGCAAAGCGAAGAAGCAGCGGCAGCAGAUGGAGGAGCAGAAAAAUGCCCCCAUGUUCCAGCGCAUGGAGCCAUCCUCCUUGCCGCAGGAAAUCAUCUCCAACGCAAAGGCUCUGCCUUACCUCCAGCAAGACACCCUCUCGGGCCUGAGCAGCCGAAGUGGGUUCCCCUCGCUGAGCCCGCUCUCGCCACAGGAGAUCUUCCAGCUGGCAUGCAUGGAUCCGGCCCACGGGCAGUUCCAGGAGCACCAGUCUCUGGAGCCAGAGGUUAGGGAGUUUCAAAGAGUGCAGCCCUCUAACCGUGGCAGCUACCUUCCCGUGGACACUCAGGACCACGCUGUCUCUGGGAGGGCCUCCUCCAUGCCUCGUCUCACUGUGGAUCCCCAGGUGGUGACAGACACCAGCUCGAUGCGGCGAUCGUUUUCCACCAUCCGGGACAAGCGCACCAACAGCUCCUGGCUGGAUGAGUUCUCCAUGGAGCGCAGCAGCGACAACACCUACAAGUCCCGCCGGCGCAGCUACCACUCCUCGCUCCAGCUCUCCGCCCGACGCCUCAACGCUGACUCGGGUCACCGGUCCGACGGGCAUCGCUCAGGCGGCAGGGAGCGGGGCCGAUCCAAAGAGCGCAAGCACUUGCUGUCCCCCGAUAUCUCCCGCUGUAACUCUGAGGAGAGGAGUCCCCAGGCACACGACGAGUCGCCAGAGCGGCGACGCGAGUCCCGGUCACCCAGCGAGGGCAGGUCGCAGACACCCAACAGGCAGGGAAUGGGCUCCCUGAGCGAAAGCUCCAUCCCCUCCAUCUCGGACACCAGCACCCCC